This is a messenger RNA of Aedes albopictus (Asian tiger mosquito), 396 nucleotides long. RefSeq lists its product as uncharacterized. Lineage: Eukaryota; Metazoa; Arthropoda; Insecta; Diptera; Culicidae. The coding region runs from base 1 to 396 and encodes 131 amino acids. The transcript has a single exon. The record is from RefSeq and is a predicted model, not a curated record.
AUGAAGAAGUUAACGUUCAUCGGCUAUUCGGAGGAGAAUAAAGGCUACCGGUUCGUGGAUACAGAUACGGAUAUGGUGACGAUAAGCCGAGAAGCAAAGUUUUUGGAGCUACAGGAUCCGAAGCGUUCAACUCAGGAGAAGGUGGCCGAAGGUGGAUCAGCAGGUAGCGAAGUCGAGUGGUAUUCGGAGGCAGGCCCUUUCAGAGCCGAGGAGUUCGGAGAAGGAUCCGAAUGCGACAGAAGCGAAGAAGAAGACUAUUUUGACAUGGACGAUGCAGGUGCAGAUACAGACCCGCUAGAAAUGAAGGAAGAAAAUCGGAUCGCCAGCCCGCAAGAACGUCCUGGAGAGGCGCAACGAUCCAGGAGGAGUAAUCGGGAAGUUCCACCCGGUCAUUAG